Molecule: messenger RNA, 3472 nt
Organism: Gasterosteus aculeatus aculeatus (three-spined stickleback)
Lineage: Eukaryota; Metazoa; Chordata; Actinopteri; Perciformes; Gasterosteidae
Gene: dhx33
Product: DEAH (Asp-Glu-Ala-His) box polypeptide 33
Biological process (GO): positive regulation of transcription by RNA polymerase I
Cellular component (GO): intracellular anatomical structure; nucleolus
Molecular function (GO): helicase activity; double-stranded RNA binding; ATP binding
Source: RefSeq, a predicted model, not a curated record
AGUGUUACCACGUGGGGGACAUUUUUUUGCAGAGGUAGCAAAACAUCCGCAGUGGCGCUUCGAUGGUCUGUCAGUGAGCAUGAGAAUAACUUCAACGUUUAUUUUGAACGUUACAAAAAUCUCAAGAAAGAACAGCAAAGGUUUCGGUCCGAGGGUGACUUUUUCCAGACCAUGCCCCACGACCCCGACACUCCUCCGGCGAAGAAAUUCAAGCCGGGGUCUGUUUUUUUCCGACUCGAUAGGAAUAAACCUGGAAUGCUGCUGCCUAGAAAGGGAAAUCCCAGCACUCCAAUAGAAGUCCAGAGGAAGCAGCUUCCAAUAUACCAGGCGAAACCUCAGCUGCUGAACCAGCUGAGACAGCUUCACAAUGCUAUUCUCAUCGGGGAGACUGGCUCUGGGAAGACCACUCAGAUCCCCCAGUAUCUGUAUGAGGCCGGCAUCGGGCGGCAGGGCAUCGUUGCCAUCACUCAACCUCGCAGGGUCGCUGCAAUCUCUCUGGCAGGAAGGGUGGCGGAGGAGAAGAGGACCCAGCUCGGCAAACUGGUUGGGUACACGGUGCGCUUCGAGGACGUCACCUCCUCGGAGACCAAGCUGAAGUUCAUGACCGAUGGGAUGCUCCUGCGCGAGGCCAUCGGUGACCCCCUGCUGCAGCGCUACACCGUGGUGGUCCUGGACGAAGCCCACGAGCGCACCGUGCACACGGACGUCCUGUUCGGCGUGGUUAAGACUGCUCAGCGCAGGCGCAAAGAGCUGAACAAGAUUCCCCUGAAGGUCAUAGUGAUGUCAGCCACAAUGGAUGUGGAUUUGUUCUCCGAGUACUUCAACAAGUCACCUGUGCUUUACCUGGAGGGCAGGCAGCAUCCCAUCCAGAUCUACUACACCAAGCACCCCCAGUCCGACUACCUGCAGGCUGCGCUCGUCUCCAUCUUCCAGAUCCAUCAGGAGGCCCCUCCGUCCCAUGAUAUCUUGGUCUUCAUGACGGGUCAGGAGGAGAUCGAGGCUCUGGCGAGGACAUGUCGGGACAUCGGCAAGCAUCUGCCAGACGGCUGCGGCCCCAUGCUGGUUAUCCCUUUGUACGCAUCGUUGCCCCCGGCACAGCAGCUCAGGGUCUUCCAGUCGGCUCCUAAGGGAUGUAGGAAGGUCAUCCUCUCCACUAACAUUGCCGAGACGUCAGUCACAAUCUCUGGGAUCAAAUUCGUCAUAGACACGGGGAUGGUGAAGGCCAAGCGCUUCAACCCUGACAGCGGCCUCGAGGUGCUGGCCGUGCAGCGGGUCUCUAAAGCCCAGGCGUGGCAGCGAGCGGGCCGGGCCGGCAGGGAGGAUUCCGGCUCCUGCUACCGCCUCUACACCGAGCAGCAGUUCGACAACCUCAUCCCCAUGACGGUGCCAGAGAUCCAGAGGUGCAACCUUGCCGGCGUGAUGCUGCAGCUCAUGGCUCUGGGGAUUCCAGACGUGAUGAAUUUUGACUUCAUGUCCAAGCCCUCGCCCGAGGCUGUCCGUUCGGCUUUGGAGCAUCUGGAGCUGCUGGGAGCCUUGGAGAAGAAGGAGGGGCAGGUUUUCCUCACCGCUCUGGGAAAAAAGAUGGCGAGCUUCCCUCUGGAGCCCAGAUAUGCAAAGACCAUCCUGCUGUCGCCAGACUUCUCCUGCGCUGAGGAGAUUUUGAGCAUCGUAUCUCUGCUGUCGGUGGACACAGUGUUGUUCAACCCUCCCGCCCGGAGGGAGGAGGUGCUCGCCGCACGCAAGAAGUUCUGCUCCAGCGAAGGAGACCACGUGACGCUGCUCAACAUUUACAGGACUUUCAAGAAAGUCAGCGGUAACAAGGAGUGGUGUCGGGAAAACUUUGUCAACAGCAGGAACAUGGGUCUGGUGAAAGAGGUCCAGGCUCAACUCAAAGACAUCUGCCUUAAGCUCAACGUGAAGCUGGAGUCGUGUGGGUCGGACACAGGGAGCCUACGCCGCUGCCUUGCCCACGGGAUGUUCGUCAACGCCGCCGAGCUGCAGCCCGACGGCAGCUACUUGGCUCUGGACACCCGUCAGCCCGUGGCUAUCCACCCAUCCUCCGUCCUGUUCCAGGCCAAGCCUGCGUACGUGGUCUUCAACGAGCUGCUGCACACGUCCCGCUGCUACAUGAGGGAUCUGUGCCUGGUGGACCCCGACUGGCUCCUGGAUGCAGCGCCUGAGUACUUUGGCCGCAAACUCCACCCCAGCAAGAGCUAACCAAUGGAGAGACGGGUCUGGAGUGAGCGCCGUCCCGUCCUUAAAUCUCCCAGUGGGGAUGAAGCUGGAAUAUGUCUUCUCGUCACAUAAGAUGGAAUUGAAUGAGACGCUCAUCGAUUUAAUGUGCAUAUCGCAACUUAACACUUUUCUGAAUAGUUUUCCUCUCUGGAUCUCACUACCUGCCUGCUGAUGAGCGUUUGACACGCAUCCGUGCAGCAGAGAUCUAUGUAUCGACGCCUCACAACUUUGACUCCCCUUAAGACUGUAAUUCUGAUUUCCUGAAGAAAAAAAAUGCAUCAAUUUUUACAACAUUUGCCUGCAUUUUAACUGCAUGGAUGACCUCACCUGAGCUUUGCCUGAGAUGAUUUAUCUAAGAUAAACUGUUAUCUUAGGCGAUAACUGUCUUCGAAAUGUUAGCUUCUCAGAAGCCCAAGUACAGCAGUCUUUAGCUUUUAAGUGGUCUUAAAGGUUUUUAUAUAUGAAAAGACAGUAGAUUUGUCUUAAUCUCUGAGUUUAUAUAAAUAUAAGAAAAUAUGGAAAUUGCCAAAGUUGAAGUUUGAAUAUUGAGUUUUUGUUUUUUUUAAUGACCCACUGACGAGUACAUUUUUCAUAAUUACUCUUCACUCGUCUUGUCAACUUGUGCAUGCCUUCUUUUUCUAGCGAUAGCACCACCAUGUCCUCAGGCAAAUGCACAGGAGGAGAAGCAGCAUGCCUAUACUGAUAACAUAUGUAUGCAAUGCAUGGAGACUAUUGUCAACGAUCUGAUCCCUCAGGUCUUUCAUACUUUGUAGAAUGAUACUCUUGCUAUGUUUAGCAAUAAAAAAAUAAUUAUUUUACACUGGACUCAGGACAAUAUUUAACUCUAACCUGAAUAAAUGGCUAUUUCUAAUUGUAAAAAUUGCCAAAUGCAUCUAGGGUAGAGACUUAUGUUACAAAGAGGUUGGAUGUUAAGUUCUAUGUUGCUCAUUUUCUUAAGAUUUUUUUCACAAAGGAAAAGCAAACCAUUUAAGAUGUGCAUGUAGUAAAAUUUGUAAGAUUAUGCUAGCAUUUGAUAGUUUAUAACAAUUGUGUUUACAAAGUCUUGCAUUGCAGCCACUGUCCCACAGAACAACUCUGCAUGAGGGAGUAAAUGUUUAAAGGAAUUCUCCACUAUUUUGCUUUAAUGCAAUGAUAUCUGUUAGUGUCUGUUAAAGGGCCUCUGUAUUAUCAUCUGAUCUGGAAACAUUCAAAUAAACGUUUGAAUUGUUAUAGAAAA